AUGCCGAGGGGGUGUAGUGGAGAAAGCACUCCAAGACGUUCAGAAAGACUAAAACGGAUGUGUCGUAUUGACUAUAACCGUAUGGAUCUCGAUGGUGUAAGGUCACUUAGAGCAGGUGUAAAAAGGGUGGAGAUAUCUGGUGACUUACGGAAGGCAAGCAAUUUUAACAACGUUGCUUUUGACGAUUCAUCAACGGAAAGCACAUGUGCAGCUGGAACUUUACAAAAGAAGAACACCAUCUGUUUGACACCGCGGUGUGCCCGGCGAAGGCAGAAUUCUCGGUUGAGUAAAUCAGCAGUCGAAAAAACUGAUUUUGAAAACGAUAGUGUCAUUGACGAUGUAGAGUCGCUUGAUCCAUGGAAGGUGCAGAUCAAACGCCGUUUACAGGGUAUUUUUCUGCAAGGAACGAAGUUGCAAAAUUUUGCUGUAACUAUGGAGAUUAACCGGGAGUUUAAAGAGGCCUAUGUUGAAGUUUUGGAUAUGGCUGGCGGUAGAGAAUAUUUUCUUUUCUGUUUGCGAUUUUUGAUAGAAUUGCUCUGCGUUAAGCCUUUCGAACAAACAGCUCGUGAAAACUGUGCAAAGGUUAUUUCUUAUGGAGCACUUCAAUUGAGCGCAGAGGGCAUGCCGGAGGUCCUUAACGUUCUUGUGGAAGUUUGCAAUAAGUUCCACGGCGCUAAAAUUCCUGUGGUUCGCACAUGUAUGUGCAUGUUCUUCCAUUUGCUUUGUGUGUUCAGUCGCAUAAUAGAUAAUGCUCACAACGACGGUAUCUCCUGCCUCUCCCUCAAACAGAAGAGUGCUUUCUAUAGAAAACUCGUUUGGCAUGAUUUGGACGCGAGUCCCACUGUUCGGUAUGAAGUUCUAAAGUGCAUGGCUUUACUGCAAGAGCAAGGUUUUUCUUUUGCCGUGCUGCAUCGUCAUGUUCGAGAUAAAAACAAGCAGUGUCGUCUUUUUGCGAUCCAAUCUGUUUCUUCUGCGAGCAGUGAAGUCAUUGAAGAUUUGAUAGAAAUAGUGGAGUUUGAAGAAGAGACGGAAAUUCAGUUAGCUGCUUUCGAAAGGUUAAAGAAUGAUGUGUCUCCUGACUCUUUGGACUGUGGGAAAAGAAUGACGAUUCUGAGAUGCGCGGCUAUGAUAGAUACAGUUUGCAAUGUGAAAUCUACCUUGAAAGAAAUAGUUGUGAAAUGGUUGUUUCCUGGUUCCAGUGUGAAGAUGUUUCCUGGGAGCUGGCAGAGUGCGCUUCCAAGGUUGCUGUUCUUGCUGGACCCUUUUGAUGACGAGAAGCUUUGUCAUGGGAUUAUGAUGUACGCUUUACAGCACUGUAAGAAAACGAUAUCAGAUUUUCCAUCUGUAUAUAUAUUCUUAACUCAGCUUUUAAAUUUGCAAGACAGUGAUUCAUUUGUUUCGCAUAAGUACGAGAGUCUGCUGAACGAAAAACUCUCCCUGCUUGAUCGCGCCUAUAAAGUUUUCUUUUGGCGUUGUCUGAUGGAUUUCUCAGUUAAAUUAUGCCGGUCUAAGGAGGAUCUAGACCUGUGCCGCAAAAAACUUUUUCCUGUUCUUCAUUCUCACUGUAUAUUUGCUCGAUCAUUUGCUUCCCUCAAGCUCUCAAAUCAUUUAGAGGAGGAUAUGAAAUUUCAAAUUUUUAUAUUUUCUCAGUUGUUGAAAAUGGUUCCAAUGAUGGACUUACGGCGGAGAGAUGAGAGGGGAAUUUGGCGAGAUUUAAUUGAAAACAUUUUGACCGACCAGCAUUUGUUUUUGAAUUAUGAUAUUGUUGAGUUCUUGGUAUUUCAACUUGUUAAAGGAUUCUUCAAAAAGGAAGACGCAAAUGAUAGUCUUUCUGCAGUAUGUGAUUUGAUGAGUUCCAUGACUCAUGGCGCUUAUUCUUCAUUACUAGUUGCUGCAAAUGAAACGAUUUCUCUCACCGGUUAUGACUGUGAGGGUGAUUCAGGAGAGCUAAAGAUUGAUGGCGACACUUUGUUGCGUUGUUUAAUGAUCACGAAAGCGACGCUAAAAACUGGCCGUUUUAAAAUUCUAAGUUCUUUGCUGAGGGGUCUACUUGAGAAUUUGGUAGAGAAAGGUAUGGUAAGAGAAGAAGCAGAAUGCCGACUGUUGGCUUUUGAAGCGAUGGGUUCUAUUGCAGCAUGUGAUGAGAGCUGCGCGUUUGAGAAGAUUCCGGUUUUAAGAGACGCAUUAUUUUUAGACAAUGGCUUAAGGGAAGUGUCACUUGUUGUUCUCACGGAAUUUUGCGAAAGUUUUGGAUUUGAGAAGGUGCAGAUGUGGUUUGACACUGCUUCUAUUCCAAGAGGUUUUAAUUUCAAAUUAGUGGAAGUCUUCUCUUUAAGCGUCUACGAUGAGGAUGAAGGUGUCGCUCUAACAGCAUGCCGCUGUUUAUGUAAACUGUUGUUGUCAGAUAAAUUAGGGACCUUGUUGGCAAGAACUGAAUUUUUGAAAGAAUUCUUAUUAUUUCUUUUUCAAACUCCCCUUCGUGGAAAUAUUAUCUGCAGACUCUGUGUUAAGUGGUUUAUUCAGAAAUUUUCUGAGCAAGAAGUUAAUCAGGAGCAAAUACUUGAGGCUUUUCAUUUGUGGUACGAUUCAGUCAAAAGCAAUGAACGCUCGGUUGGUUUGAUAAAUUGUUUUUGUAAUAUUGUCAGGUAUUUGUUCUACGUCACCGGAUUGGGUAAAAAUCAGGAAAAUACGCGAAAGUCUCGUGCACUAUUGAUCAAGUUUCUAACUGAUAUCGUUUCGGAGAAUCCCAGUGGUCCAUACGCAGAAGCGGUUUUAGAAGAAGUGAAAGUGCUGCACAGAGGUGCUUUUCCAGAUGAGCAGACAUUUAGGACGUUUUGUGAUACACUGGAUAAUUGUUUAAAGGUUUUAGUUUCUCUGAAUUAUGGUCAUUGCAGUCGAAGCUUCUUUAAUCGUGAAGAAAGACGUUUUGUUGAAAUAUUAUUUUAA
Molecule: messenger RNA, 2946 nt
Organism: Enterobius vermicularis (human pinworm)
Lineage: Eukaryota; Metazoa; Nematoda; Chromadorea; Rhabditida; Oxyuridae
Source: the annotation of a GenBank genome assembly